Varroa destructor (honeybee mite) is the source of this 4033-nucleotide messenger RNA. RefSeq lists its product as uncharacterized. Lineage: Eukaryota; Metazoa; Arthropoda; Arachnida; Mesostigmata; Varroidae. Gene Ontology annotation, molecular function: protein binding. The record is from RefSeq and is a predicted model, not a curated record.
UGUUGGUAGGCCCGUGGCUCGGCAACUCUGCUGCUUGCCGACAAGAUUGCGGCCGUAUUCUGCCCGCUGGUCUCAAGCGGCAAAGGCGAACAAAGUGCGGACUAACGCGUCGGCUACUCCUACUUGCACUACCAGAGCCAGCAGCUCGUAUCUUAUCAACGUGACGAUAUCGAUUGGCGCCUUUACGUGAUUUCUUCAUUAAGCGAAAGCUAAUCUGUCACAUAGUGAGUUAUCGGUUGAUCUGUCGUUCGGCGGCCACUUGUUCUAUGUGACAUACCAAUGUGAUCAGUGAUAAUGCCCCAGUCAGCUUCAACGAAUUCUAUAGCGGUUCGGAUCGUUAUAGUAUUCAUCGCACUUAUGAUGACCACUCUGAUGACAGGUGAAGUCGCAGCUGUACAGGGCGAAAGUGUAGAAGAGGAAGACGAACAGUUCGUCUAUUUGGAGAACUGUACGGAAACAUCACAGCCCGUUGUGAACGUUUUUCUGCACAAAGAUCGCCCAAACAACAUCUACAGGGUCAACCUCUUCGAAAAGUUUCCGGAGAAACAAGUGCCGCGAUGUCGAACCAGCGUCUAUGCACAGGUCGUUGAAUUCUACGAAGCAUGGCAUAAAAGAAGACUGACACCGCACCUCAGAAACUACAAGGUUAUGGCGACUCUCGAAGAUAUCAAUAUGCCUCUGCAAUGUGAUAAAGUAUACAGCCUGGUGUCGGACGCCCAAAAAAAUCAUACAACGCUGUGCCAAACUCUUGACAAUCAGAUUUACAAUUACCGGUUCAUCCUCUUCUAUAGGAGAGAUAACCUUACUCUUCUUAGAGACUACUUCAUUGAUCUCAGCUUAGCGGUCGCUUAUCUUCCGCCCAAAGAUGAGGAGGACAGCACCGAUCGAGGUUGUCCAUCUGAUGCAUUUUUCCAGUGCGAAACUGACAGACUAUGUAUCCCUUCACGAUUUUGGUGUGAUCAAGUCUCACACUGUUCAGACAACAGCGACGAAGGAAACUGCGAUCUGCUCAGACAAGACACUGAUACCGACGCAUCCACUGAGGGGUCAACUGUCUACUCAAGUUCCCAUUUAGCAGUUCCCACCGUUAACAUAACGACAAUGAGUAUUUCAAAGGAAUCGGAAAGGACAUCAGCAGAGGUCAAUCAUAAAGAUGACACUGACGACAACGUAAAUGACACCUCUUCAACAGAAGGUGUCUCGGUAUCGACUCAGACUGAAAUAGCGAUUGAGACAACAGAAACAAUCAUCUACGAGACAACGGCACUUAAUACCUUCCUGCAACGGGAAGUGACAACGGUACUAGAAGAUAAUACCGAUAAUUCGCUGUGGCAAAAAGGCUCAACAACAACCACGCCUAUCACAAUAGAAGCUAUUGCGAAUGUGCUGCCUACUACAACAGAAAGGCAAAGUCUAUUCACGUUCGAAAAUGCUAUGACUUAUGAGAAACCCAUACAUGGAAGAGAUGCCCCGCGCUACAUCUCGAUUGCACCAUCAUCAUUGGACAGUUAUGAGGAAUAUGAUAGUGAACCUGUUGCCACUGCGCCCACUGCUACUACCCCUGCUACGCCAUGGGCAGCUUCUGCUAGCUCAAGUAGCCGGGCAACGAGUUUAAGUAGCACCGUCGCGCCCCAUGGUUCCAGUGCUUUACAUACGAGCUCCACUCGCGGCAACAUAAUCAACACUGCAAAAAUUGAUAAUUAUCCAGAAAAUUAUGUUCCAUACCACCUGAAGCCUCGGAGCGAUUCGCACGCCGAUAUUAUUCUUUCAACCAAAGGAGCUAAAUCGACUACAGCUAAACCGAAUCCAGCACCGUAUCCUUUCGGACCACGAAGCGACCGCCUAGAUUCUCGGAACUCUUCUUCUCAUUCACAAACAGCUUCGAUCGUAAUAUUGGCAGUCGGCGUUAGACUUGCACUCGGCGUUCAAUGCUACCUACGAUAAACCCCAUGGCCAGCUUCAUAGUUAGUUUGUGUUAGCAAGGUCGCCUCGGCCAAAGAUACGACAUCGUUCAAAUCACGAACUAAAGAACUACCGUAGUUAAAGGGAGCAAGUUACAUAGCCGUGUUAACGCUCUGUGUAUUCUUCUAAUUCUAGUGUUACGUCUUAAGCAAAGCUUGUUUUUUGUUUUGUCUUUUAAAAAAACUCUAACAUAAGACUUUUUUCUGUUUCAAAUAUAUUAUGUAUUUACUAAAUUAUUAUUAGUGUUAGAAAGCAUUGUUGUGUAAAAUUCAUGAAAGCCAAAAAUAGGUGUAUAUCUUAUGACCCGUAUUGAGUAACCGACAGAAAGAAGCAAUCCCAACGCAGAAAACCAAACAACACACGAGUCAGCUACGUGACAAAACUUAAGUCUACGCCCAAAAUCAGACCCCUCUUCUCCCCGCGAAUCUCAGCCGUAAAUUGUGACUCAAAAGUUUGCCUGAACAAUGCUCAUAGAACCUAUGCCUGCCUGUGUUGCAAGAUAAGCACCGUUACUUAGACAAUCCCAGUUAAAGCAAUCGUCUUUUCGAUACUAAUAUGACCAUUGUCAAAGCCGAAAAAUAAACGUACGAUUUACAUAUUUAAACCGUGCAAGUUUUUUUUGUCUGUUUUACUAAGCACGGUUUGUACGAUUGCUAAUGCCCCCUGUUACCGAAAUAACAUGUCAGACCUAAUUCUCACCAAUGAAAUAGAAUGUUUUUCCUUUUUGGAGAAAAUCUAUGUUGUCUAUAUUUUUGCAUUUGCUUCCGUGCUCCGGAUAGAAGAUCUCGGGCAUUCUGGAAACAGGGUACGGUUCAAAGUAUACAUUCGGUAGAAAAAGGCAACGAAAAAGGUACAGGUCAUCUUUAGCUGGCAUGUGUUGAAACUGCUUAAGAAACAAGAGCUGCUCGCUCUCUCAAAGCAAAGCGUCGCCCCGCUCCACUCAGACGUUGACACACGAACGGAUCUGUCGUAACGCCGUCCUGCGUUCUUCUCUCGGCAUAUAACAUCGACUGUGGGUUUUUUUCGCCAUAACGUAUGUUCCUGCAGGCUCGAUGACUUUCCGUACCCAUGGGCCCAUCAUUAAUAUCAUUAUUGGUAAUAAUAUUCAACUUGGUUUGUUUAUAUCUGUUGAUGCACACUCAGCGUUCCUUGAUCCCUCCUAUUUGUAUGUAUCUGCAUGCUUAUAGGCAACUCUUGACGAUUCGGCCUGUACAUUUACAUCUUGUCUCGCUAAAUGCGCUCGUAUUUGUUUACUCGGCGCUGAUCGUCGGAACCGCUUUGGCCUUCGAGCUUUUAUACUGAAUGCGCGGUCGUAAUUGUUUGAAUUCGCGUCGAGCAAGCUACAGACAACGCUACUAAAGACUGUUGAUGUCCCACAACCCGAUCUCCCAGUUGUUCUCAUAAGUAGCCUGACCAUAUGUUAAACGAGUGAUUCUACCAAGCAUUUCGUUGGGUAUUCUUUCGGUCAAGAGGCCAUGGGUGAAAGGUGAGUCGUGAACGAGAUAUGAGCGCAACGCUAAGCAACUUCCGUUGCUAAUGUUAACAUAUACUCAUUUAAGGUUACAGACAACGUUAACGAAGACCCAGUUCGGAAAUGUGGCUUACCGUAAACUUAAGGGAAAAGCUUUUUUAGAAAUCAGAAAGGUCCUACUAUACGAACCAAGCGAACUAUUUGGAGUAACCUAGGCUAAGAAUACUUGUCCGUAGAGGGAUAUCCUAGAAAUUUAAAAAAGUCAGCUUUUUAAGAAGCAAAUGAAUUGCAUAAACAUAAUUUGUUCACUUUCACACACACUGAAACUGCCAAGAAUCCUUGGCCAUGAGCAGGUCAAUAAAAAAAAUAUAUGAUACAUAAUUGGAUACUUUUAAUAACAGCUCGAAAUAGAUUAUAGUAGCUGAUAUUUUUGAAAGGAAAAAAAAUAUAAUGUCCGAAUAAACCGCAUAGCCUAGGCACAGAAAGGCGAACACUUAAAGGUAACAUUGCGUUCUUCGUGUAGAGAGCAGUGGAAUAGUUCUAUUGAAAUUUAACGGAAGACCAAGAAGUUGUUCUUACAGUCUUGUUACAUCUGAAAAU